This is a messenger RNA of Pararge aegeria (speckled wood butterfly), 3906 nucleotides long. RefSeq names its product ATP-dependent RNA helicase dbp2-like. The record is from RefSeq and is a predicted model, not a curated record. The transcript is spliced from 7 exons. Bases 214 to 3195 code for a protein of 993 amino acids. NCBI's taxonomy places the organism in Eukaryota, Metazoa, Arthropoda, Insecta, Lepidoptera, Nymphalidae. Gene Ontology annotation, molecular function: RNA helicase activity; ATP binding; RNA binding. Gene Ontology annotation, cellular component: cytoplasm; nucleus; ribonucleoprotein complex.
CGAGUGCCACCGACGGCCAUCAAAAGACGGAAAGACGAAAUGUACAACGAUCGAAUCUUAUGAACAGCCAUUUUGUUUUUUGUUCAUGUGGAUAAACCCUUGUGUGUGAAUUUCUUGCUGAAUAUUUUUAAUUACUUCUGCUAAUUAAUAUAUUCAAGGUUCAACGUGUUAAUUAAGUGAUAACGAAAGAAAUUGUGACCUAAAGCAACUGAAAUGGGUCGGGGAAGGGAUCGUAGCCGAGACAGACGCCGUAGUCGUUCUAGAAGCAGGAGCAGAAGUCGUAGUCGCAGCCCUCGUUAUGGUUUGGGGUCUGGCGGUGGCGGCGGCGGCGGCGGCGGCGGCGGCGGCGGAUAUGGCGGUGGCGGUGGCGGAGGACGCCGAAACAAUCCGGGCGCUAAUUUACGCAAGCCAAAAUGGGAUUUGAGUAGAUUGAAAGCUUUUAAAAAGGACUUCUAUGUCCCCCAUCCGGACGUUGAGAGUAGGACUGAUUCCGAGGUGGAAGCUUGGAGAAGCGAAAAUUACAUCACUUUGAAGGGUCGUAAUGUACCAAAACCAACAAUGACAUUUGACGAAGCUGGAUUUCCUGACUAUGUUAUGGAUGAAAUUGAAAAGAUGGGAUUUUCUAAGCCAACUCCAAUUCAAGCUCAGGGUUGGCCAAUCGCUUUGAGUGGAAAUGAUAUGGUUGGCAUUGCUUCAACAGGCUCUGGGAAGACUCUUUCAUACAUUUUGCCAGCUAUUGUACACAUUAAUAAUCAGCCUAAAUCAAGUAGAGGGGAUGGACCAAUAGCCUUGGUCCUCGCCCCAACCAGAGAACUCGCUCAGCAAAUCCAAGAAGUUUGUGACAAGUUUGCAAACACUUCAAAAAUUCAUAACACAUGUUUGUUUGGAGGUGCCCCUAAAGGUCCACAAGCUAGGGAUUUGGAUGCUGGAGUUGAAAUUGUUAUAGCAACUCCUGGGCGCUUACUGGAUUUCUUAGAAAGUGGUCGAACUAAUCUGAAAAGAUGUACAUACUUAGUGUUAGAUGAGGCAGACAGAAUGUUGGAUAUGGGAUUUGAACCUCAAAUCAGAAAAAUCAUAGAACAAAUCAGACCAGAUAGGCAAACUCUCAUGUGGUCUGCUACUUGGCCAAGAGAAGUACAAACUUUGGCUUCUGAGUUUCUAAAGGAUUAUUUACAGAUUAAUGUGGGCUCAUUGCAAUUAGCUGCUAAUCAUAACAUUCUACAAAUCAUAGAUGUUUGUAUGGAAUAUGAGAAGGAAACAAAAUUGAGCACCUUACUUAAGGAAAUUAUGGCUGAAAAGGAAAAUAAAACCAUAAUCUUUAUUGAGACAAAACGCAGAGUUGAUGAUAUAACUAGAAAAAUGAAAAGAGAUGGAUGGCCAGCAGUGUGCAUCCAUGGUGACAAGUCACAGAAUGAACGCGACUGGGUGUUACAAGAUUUUCGUAGUGGCAAAGCUCCUAUACUUGUAGCAACAGAUGUUGCAGCAAGAGGAUUAGAUGUGGAUGAUGUAAAAUUUGUUAUAAAUUUUGACUAUCCCAGUAACUCAGAAGAUUAUGUCCACCGAAUUGGAAGAACUGGGCGGACAAAUAAAACUGGGACUGCUUAUACAUUCUUUACACCAUCAAAUGCUGCUAAAGCUUCUGAUCUUGUAUCUGUUUUAAAAGAAGCAAAACAAGUUGUUAAUCCUAAACUCCAAGAGUUGUCAGAACGUGGUGGAGGUGGAGGAAGACGUCAUCGCGGCCGAGGUGGAAGAUUUCGACGAGGACGACGCUCACGAACACGAUCGCGUUCUCGGGACCGGCGCCGGCGCUCACGUACACGUUCGCGUUCUCGAGAUCGUCGCCGUCGCAGACACAGUUCAUCCAGAUCUUCACGCAGCAGGUCGUCAAAAUCCUCGCGAAGUCGUUCACGCUCACGCUCACACGUACGGUCACGAUCAAGAAGCCGAUCACGCUCAGGCAAGUGCAGCCCACAGAAGGAUGGUUCUAACACUGGACCACAGCCUGCGCCCCAGGCACUCCUGCCGACGCCCAAGCCGCUCCUGCCCACACCCAUCGGCCCUCAGUUGCCCCCGUCACAGUUCGAUCGACCUAAUGGUAGAGUUGCCUUGACCCCCCCGCGCGAUGAUAAAACACGGUCUAAUGAUAAGGAUUUGGCUCCUAAGAAUACUUCAAGUAAUAGUAAUAAUCAAAGUAGUAACAAUACAAUUUUGCAGCAACAACAGCAACAGCAGGCGAAUACCAUUCCACCUUUGAUGGCCCUAAACCCACAAAUGAACAUGUGCAUUCCUCCUCCUAUGAAUGGCCAAGGCUUUGUUAUGCCUUCAUACUUUCCUAGCGAUCAGUAUGGUAUGAUGAUGCCUAAUUUCGCUCCGAACCCUAUGCUAGACGCUUCGACAUGGGGAGCUCCGCCUCCGCCCCCGCCCCCUCCUCCUCCGGCCGAGUCCACCGAAGGUUUCCAAAACAAUUACAAUUACGGACAGAGCGUUUUGGGGCAAGGUGGCAUGGAGUCAGAUUCCAGAAAACGCGGAGGUCGCUCUGGUGGCCUCGGAAGUUCGAGCUCAUACGGCUUGAGCUCUGGCAGCAGCGGUGGAGGCCUCCGGUCCAGUGGCGGUGGCCUAGGCUCGGGCGACGGCCCUGCCCAUGGCGGUGGCCUCGGCUCUGGUGGCCUGGGCUCUGGCGGCGGCCUCGGCUCAGAGGAGGGCCAAGGCGGCUCGCGCUCGCGUGGCGGCCGACGGCGGCGAGGAAGAGGACGCGACCACGAUGACUAUAGCUCGGAUAAUCCGAGUGGUGGUCUCGGGUCUCAAGACUCUGGCGGCUCGGGUGGCCUAGGUGGACUGGGCGGCCUGGGCCAAUCUUCUGGCGGUUUGGCUUCUGGCGGUCUCGGCGUACCCCAUGGGAGCCUACUGCCGCGCAUGCUCCCGCAGAAUGUUGGCGACUUCGGUGGACAACAGGCAGCUAACUUCACCGCUUUUGGUUCUUAUGGUUCUAAAAAUAUUAAUAAAAGAACACAACAAGGAAAUCCGGAUGGAGAUUAUAACGAAAGCAAUAUUGACGGUCCCGAAUAUUAUGGCCAUCAAAACAUGGGCCCCGGCCGACCUUUUGCUACUAAUAUGGAUCAAUUUUCCAAUGGUGCGCAGGCUAAUGGCUCUAUGGGGUACAGAAAUGACCGCCAGGGCAAUCGCCAACGACGGUGAAUGAGAUUGAGAGAAUGGCUAUAAUGGUGAUUCGCGUCGACGAAGAAGGCGAUGAAUAUCGAAAACAUGUGCAGCACCAGAACAAUGUUAAUUAGAGAGCUUGUUAUAUUCAUUCCAUACAUUAUGCGUUUAAUCACACCUAUUUUAUCCAAAAACCGAACAAAAUCUUAAACCACAUUUAUGCAUUAAUUAUUAAAAUCUGAUUUCAAACAAGUAAGACAAUUGUAAAGUAAAAUAGGUAUAAAUCCUACAAGUGUGAUAAGUUUGUAAUUAAGGUCUACCGAAAAUUGAAUAGCGCUGAGAAUUUCAUUAUGUUACGCGUAACUAAUCUCAUACUACUGGAAGCUAAUUUAAAGAGAAUGAUAAAAUAGAAGUUAUAUAUCUUUGUAUGCAAACUGCAGCUUUAUUGCAAUUUGUCAAUUUUCUGUAUUUUGAGUGAUCUAUUAUAUCCAUUUUUAUACUGCAAGAAAAUUACUUUGUUAUCAAGUAGGAUCAAUUUUGAUUUGUUUCCCGAUUUAUGACACAUGUUUGACUUAAGAUGUGAUUUUGAUGGAAAAUUGCAUUAAACUUUAACGAUUGCAAAUUAGAAUUUGCAGUUAAAACACAAGCCUUAUAGUUCUAAAGCUAUGAGUCCGCAAACAUAUUAAUACAUACUAUAUUGUAUUUAUGUUUUUAAAUAAGUGUAACAAAAUAAAAGUUUACUUUAACUUU